UUUGACACCGUUGCAUAAACUAAUUCCAUGACAUGUGUAAUAUUAUGUGUAAAUAUUAAUUUCAGAAUGCCAAAGGCGUUGUAAACACGAAACCGGAUCCGAUGAUGCAGCUGAGCUGUUGCAAAACCACACACAACUCGGCUGUACUCUACAGAACAGACUGUCCCGUAUACGAGCAAGGCUUCACUUUUCUCGUCAACAACCCAGAAACUGACACUUUGCACUUGAAGGUGAUCGAUCAAAAAACUCAACAAGAAUUGGGAAAGCUGUCUUAUAAUCUUUCUGCUCUGCUAGACAGUGAAUUGUUGGAACUGCAGGACCAACCCCUGCAGCUUUACAAGGCCGGACCUGACACGAAAGUCACUCUCUCCUUGCGAUUGAGGAUCUUGAAAUCGGCCGAAGUAAAAUCUGAACCAGUAACAUUGCCAAGGCAGACUAGUGUGGAUUCCACUAAAAGUCAAAUAAUCACAUCUGUAACUCAAUCUACUGUGGAAGCAGCUGUGAAUAAUAGAACUGUUGCAGAUGUUUCAACUGGUCCAUCAUCUGUCAAAAAAGAAGCCGUCGAGGAUAUGAUUGUGGCAUCGACUGCUCCACCCAAGGUUGAGAGUGCCCCCCCCUCAUCAACUCUGCAUCAUAGGAAUGUUUCUACAAGUCUAUCAGCUGGUGAAAGUGGGCUAGGCAGAAUCCAGCUCACAAUCGGCUAUAGUGUGCAACGCCAGAGAUUAAUUAUUGUCGUUCAUAAAAUUGCCAAUCUGCCUCUGAAAGAUCCGACCAAUAUUCCUGAUCCGUAUGUCAAACUAUAUCUACUACCUGAUAGAUCAAAGGAGUCAAAGCGUAAAACUGAGGUAAAAAUACUAAAUUCUUUAUUAAUCAACAUUCAUAAAUUGUAUGUUCGAAUAUAAUAAGAAAAUUGUUAG
This is a messenger RNA of Nilaparvata lugens (brown planthopper), 917 nucleotides long. Its product is annotated as extended synaptotagmin-2. Bases 102 to 902 code for a protein of 266 amino acids. The transcript has 6 exons. NCBI's taxonomy places the organism in Eukaryota, Metazoa, Arthropoda, Insecta, Hemiptera, Delphacidae. The record is from RefSeq and is a predicted model, not a curated record.